This is a messenger RNA of Protopterus annectens (West African lungfish), 1971 nucleotides long. RefSeq names its product gastrula zinc finger protein XlCGF57.1-like. NCBI's taxonomy places the organism in Eukaryota, Metazoa, Chordata, Ceratodontiformes, Protopteridae. Gene Ontology annotation, molecular function: RNA polymerase II cis-regulatory region sequence-specific DNA binding; DNA-binding transcription factor activity. The coding region runs from base 149 to 1906 and encodes 585 amino acids. The record is from RefSeq and is a predicted model, not a curated record. Gene Ontology annotation, biological process: regulation of transcription by RNA polymerase II. The transcript is spliced from 4 exons.
UAAAGUUAGCUUCCUGAAAAGGUUUUGGAGACAUGCCUUGAUAUUGGUACAGAAAGUCUUGAGAGAUAUUUAUAUUUCUGUGAUUGUUUCGUAUUUCUCUGGUGGUCCUUAGCUUUUGCAUUUAGGACCUGGAGACUGAAAUAGCAUAAUGAAGUUUGAGGUGCCAGAAGGAUUUGAAGACGUUGCAGUUGGAUUUUCAAGGGAGGAGUGGGACCUACUGAGUGACCAUGAGAAAGAGUUACACAGGGAGGUGAUGGUCCAGAACUAUGAGAACAUGAUUUCUGUAGGUUACAACAUCCCAGUGGACCAACUCUGGUUAUUUAUUAAGAAAGAUGAGACAAUUCCACCUGGUGACAGUGACGGAGGAAUAACGGUUCAACAAACGCAGCUUCCUGGUAACAGCGCUGACAUCAGCAGGAAUUCAGAUUUCAGUGAAAUUCAAGAUCAACUGCCAUCAUAUGGAAUAUGCGAGAACUUUGGAUGUCACAAAGCUUUUCCAGAUGAUGUAUUUAGUACAAGAUAUGACCAGGUGCAAACUAAAAAACAAUACUAUAACUGUAUGGAAAGCACUGAUGGGUUUGUACAGAAAACUAAACUUGAAAUGCAUCUGAAAACUCCUGGAGAAGAAAAUGUCUGCAGAUGGGUUAAUUCCAGCAACACAUUACCCCCUCAUAGUGGCAUUUUGAAUCAUAGUGGGAAAAAUCAGAAGAACACGUUGGGAACAGAUGAACCUGUUUUCAGGAGGCAGAAGCUAGAUACAUACGUGGCACCUGUUAAGGGAAAAGGUGACCCUCACAUACAGGUCACGUGUUUCACAAAGAAGGCAGAGUUAGUAGACCACCAGUAUAUCAACAAUGAAGAAGAAAAAGUAUAUAAGUGUGCUGUGUGUGACAAGGUUUUUGUACAUAAGAGUAACAUGAUAAAACACCAAUAUACUCACACCAAACAAAGUCCACACAGAUGUGAUGUAUGUGACAGGUGUUUUGUAGGUAAGUGGUACUUAAUACAGCAUCAGAAUAGCCACACUGGGGAAAAACCCUAUAACUGUACAAUCUGUGACAAGCGGUUUAUAUAUCAGAAGUCUAUGGUAAGGCAUCAGAGCAGCCACACAGGGAAGAAACCUUAUAAAUGCCCUACAUGUGGAAAAGAAUUUACACAGAAGUGUAACAUGAGAGAACAUCAGUAUGUCCAUUCUGGGCAAAAGCCGUAUAAAUGCACCAUAUGUGACAAGAGUUUUGUAUCGAAGAGAACCAUAGUAAGACAUCAGAGCAUCCACACUGGACAGCAGCCCUAUAAGUGCACUAUGUGCGAUAAGAGGUUUACACAGAAGAGUGCUAUGGUAACGCAUCAAAUCAUCCAUACUGGGGAGAAACCCUUUAAAUGUACCACAUGUGGCAAGAGUUUUGCACACAAAUGUAGCAUGCAGCAACAUCAACAUGUCCACAGUGGGCAUAGAUCCUAUAAAUGCUCCAAGUGUGACAAGAGUUUUAUGUGGAAGAGCAAUAUGGAAAGGCAUCAGAGCAGCCACAGUAGGCAGAAACCCUUUAAAUGUGCCACAUGUAACAAGAGUUUUGCAAGGAAGAGUAAUAUGAUUCAGCAUCAGUAUAUCCAUACGGGACAGAAACGCUAUAAAUGUUCCACUUGUGGUGAGGGUUUUACAAGGAAGGGUAGGAUGAGACAACACCAGCAUGAUCAUUGUGGGGAGAAAUUAAACAAAAAACAGAAACUCUAUAAUUGUGCCACAUGUGGCAAAGUUUUUAUAAAAAAGAGUAGCUUGAGGCAACAUGAGUAUGUUCACAGUGAGCAAAAGCCCUAUACGUGCACGAGGUGUAACAAGAGUUUUAGAUGGAAAAACAGUAUGAUAAGGCAUCAGAACACUCACACUGUACAAAAAGAGAGAAAUUGAAACAAAGUUAAGAAAAGCCUCUAAUUGGAAAACCCCAGGCCCAGAUGAGUACGUAACUUUUGGCU